AUGGCCCCUACAGAGGACUUCCCUGGUUCCUUAAGUACUGAAGCGGAGGCGGAUGUGUCGACGUCACCAAGGCUGGGAAACGGCUCUCUAGCGUCGCACACUAUCGCGCAGCCCGGGAGAAGCUCUGACGACACUGAACUGGCAGUGUAUACUAUUCCUGUAGCCGCUACACCAGGUCCUGGCGGUGGCAGCUACGAGGGCCUCUUUGAAGACCCGCAGGGCGGGUACCGGCUCGACGCUGCGUCGCCGUCGCUCAGAGCACGCGCGCGCUUAAGUCGCACAGAAGGCGUUGCGUACGACUGGUACCCAGACCAGCCUGACCGGGAGUCUAUAGGCUAUGAAGCGACGUACCAGAGCGGACCUGCGGAAACCGUGCAAUCCUCGGGAAGGCCCUACUCGCGGACCGUGGUUAUUCCAUGGUAUCGGCGUUUUAUGAGAUGGCUUCUCCAUAAUCUCAAUUACCGCUACAUCUUUGUUGCCUACGUGGUGUUGAUUCCAAUUAUCGCGGCAGGUGUUGGAGCAGCUAUUCUCCAUGGGCAAAUCGCCUUCAUCGACACGUACUACAUGGUCGUCUCAGCCUUCACGGAAACGGGUCUCAAUUCCGUGAAUAUGUCGGCCAUGAAUAAUGGGUUUCUUGCACUGCUAUUCAUCAUGAUCAUCAUCGGGAGCCAAAUUUUCACCGUUUUUCUGCCGCCACUCAUCAAGCGGCGGCUCUACUGGCACUGGUAUGGUGCGCUCAUCCGCCGAGAGCGCCAUCUUCGGUCGGAGCUGUCGCGCCACGCUGCACAAGGCGAGGACGAUCUCGGUGCAGACGAUGAAGAGAGCAUCUAUGGCUUGGAUGAGAGCAUUCAUGAUCGACCGGUAAGUAUUUACGCCAGCCUCUCACAGCUGCAUGUGCCGGAGCCGCCAAAGCCCGUACAGAAGGCGAACACGUAUGGCGAUCCCGAACGUUCGUUAUCCUCAGGUCAGGUGAACGUGUAUGGUGCAAAACAUUCGGGCAAUGGAGCCGCUUCGCCGGACAUGGUCACAAACCGUUUUCGUGAUGGCAGCAGGUUUCUCGCACGAGAGUCAACGAUUCACUCCUUAGAGCGAGAAGCUCGCGCCAACUCAAUCGGACGCUCGAUGUCUCGAGAAUUGGCAGGGAGAAGUGUUGUCUACCAGCGGCGAAGCAUAUGCCUAGAAGGGAACGAAUUUGCGCGCAACGCGGUUUUGGAGUUUGAAGCCAUGGGCAAACUCAUUCUGUUGAACGCCAUCUUCUACGUCGGCUUACUAGCGAUUUUCUUACCGCUGGUCUUUGCAGCUGUGGUGACCCCGCCGGGUCCCUCUCCAGCGAUUGCCCAGAGCGGCGCCACAACGGGUUGGUUUUCAGUGUUCACAAGUGUUUCAGCGCUGCAUAACUGUGGUCUCACGCUGCUUAACGCGAGCUUAGCGCCACUUGCCAACCAGCCAGGAGCAUUGUUCUUGUUGGGUGUGCUGAUCAUCAUAGGCAACACUGGCCUACCCGUAGCGCUCUACCUGCUGGUCUUGCUCGGGCGUCGUCUGGCACGCGACAAGGCGCCCUGGGAGUACUUGCUGCUUCACGGUCGUAAGUUUUCCAUUUUUCUCUUUAAUGGCGCCCAAACAUUUGUGCUCGGUAUCAUCCUCGUGAUUCUGUUACUUGUUCAAUUCAUUGCAUUUUUAGCGCUGAAUCUGGAUCGAACCGAGCUCCUAGCCUCCUACUCGGCAGGGAGUUUGGUUUAUCUUGGAGCCUUCCAGAGCGUUUGCACCAGAAACGCUGGCUUUCAAGUCGUCAGCUUUCGCGCGAUUUCGCCUGCGCUGCUCGUUCUGUAUGCAGUUCUGAUGUAUUUGUCGCCGGUUCCGUAUGUGUUGACGCUGCGCACCUCUAUGCCUUCGACAGCCUCGCAGAGGAAGCGUGUCGAACCUGCUCAACUCAACGAUGCGGCGUACGCUUCGCUGAGUUCCAAGUCUGCAGCAGCGAAUGCGGCCGCUGGGGCCGCUCCCGUGCUCCGUGAACUGGGGAAAACCUUCGAGAAUUUGCUUGUCUUCGACAUUGCUUGGCUUUUCCUAGCGCUUUUUGUCGUCUGCAUUGCAGAGAAUUACUUGCUUCGCAACUCAAUACGCGAGGUUCAAACGCUCGGCACAGUCACGGUUUUCGACAUUCUUUUUGAAAUCGCUAGCGCCUACGGCAACGUUGGCUACUCUAUAGGGGUCAAUAACGCAGACUAUAGCUUGUCGGGGAAGUUUUCCGUAUUUUCGAAACUCGUGAUCAUCGCGACCAUGUACGGUGGGAGGAUUCGAUCGAUUCCGCAGAGCAGCGACGAGGCAGCGCGGUUCCGCUUCGAUCGAAAUAUGAUGGAUAUCACGCAGUCGUCCUUAUUGCGUCCGACGUUACAUCUGCAGGCGCUGGAACGUCGUCGUUCGCGCUCCAUUCAGACCGAUCGCUCCGCGUUCAGGAGGUAG
Molecule: messenger RNA, 2460 nt
Organism: Cyanidioschyzon merolae strain 10D
Lineage: Eukaryota; Rhodophyta; Bangiophyceae; Cyanidiales; Cyanidiaceae
Product: similar to low affinity potassium transport; Trk2p
Exons: 1
Coding region: 1-2460 (819 amino acids)
Biological process (GO): monoatomic cation transport; transmembrane transport
Cellular component (GO): plasma membrane
Molecular function (GO): monoatomic cation transmembrane transporter activity
Source: RefSeq, a predicted model, not a curated record